UCGGCGGAAAUCGAAGCGAACAACAUGGAGCGCUGGCAGAAUCGCGUGGCCGUCGUCACUGGGGCCAGUUCGGGAAUAGGAUCGGCGAUAGCCAAGGACCUGGUUCUGGCCGGGAUGACGGUGGUGGGGCUGGCCCGUCGGGUGGACCGCGUCAAGGAGCUGCAGAAGGAGCUGCCGGCGGAGAAGAGGGGCAAGUUCUUCGCCCUCUACUGCGAUGUGAGCAACGAGAGCUCCGUGAACGAGGCCUUCGACUGGGUGAUCCAGAAGCUGGGAGCAGUCGAUGUGCUGGUCAAUAACGCCGGAACCCUGCAGUCGGGCCACCUGGUGGACAUGAACCCGGCCAUCAUGCAGCAGGUCCUGCAGACGAACAUCAUGGGCAUCGUCCUGUGCACCCAGCGGGCGGUUCGCUCCAUGAGGGAGCGCAAGUUCGACGGCCAUGUGGUGCUCAUCAACAGCAUCCUCGGGCACAAGACCAUGACCGCCAUGGAGGGCGUGGUCCCGGACGUCAACGUCUAUCCGCCCAGCAAGCACGCGGUCACGGCUCUGGCCGAAGGAUACCGCCAGGAGUUCCUCGGCCUGGGCACCCGCAUCAAGAUUACGAGCGUCAGUCCGGGAGUUGUGGAUACCGAGAUCCUGCCGGACAGCAUCAGGGAAGCCAUCAAGGACCGCAUGCUCCACUCCGAGGACAUCUCGCAGGGAGUGCUCUACGCCAUUUCCACUCCACCACAUGUCCAGGUCCACGAGCUCACAAUUAAGCCCCUUGGAGAGACCCUGUAGUCCUCUACCAAAUUAAACAUUUUUUUUUUAUAUUUUUUUUUUUAGCUUAGUAUUGUUUCUGAAAGUAUUUCGGAUUUUAUUUUUAAGCACAGUUUUUUUAUUUUACUAUUUCGUACCCACCUCUUGUCUAAAAAACAUGUAAUGGUUUUCCUGUACUGUAAAUUUUGAAAACACAAAUUUGUUAUAUAAACAGAUUUUCAGCACAAUUUUGAACUACUUUUCAUUUCAUUGUCUUCCACCUCUAUGUUUUAACUUUAAAAUAUUAAAAAAUGUGUGUCACUUCUUGAAAUAUAUCGGAUUUUCGGAAACUUGAUAGAAACUAUAAAAA
This is a messenger RNA of Drosophila ficusphila, 1105 nucleotides long. Its product is annotated as farnesol dehydrogenase. NCBI's taxonomy places the organism in Eukaryota, Metazoa, Arthropoda, Insecta, Diptera, Drosophilidae. The record is from RefSeq and is a predicted model, not a curated record. The transcript is spliced from 2 exons. The coding region runs from base 25 to 777 and encodes 250 amino acids.